UGCUCCAGAAUCUCUCGCCGUUGAUCGCGGAAAUCGCGCCACGGGGUGGGCAUUGAGUUGAGCAGCAGUGAGCAGUGAGCGAGAGAGCAUCUUCUCCUCCGCGGCUCAUCUCCGAGAUGAGCCAUCCUGUCGGCGCUUGUUCCUCCCCAGUCUCACCCGUCACUGGACGACGACAUUUUCUAUCGCGACUGUUUCUUUUGUUCCCGCACGUUGGUGCGCUGCGGGUGAAAGGUGCUCUGUUGUAGCAGAAGUACCCACCGCUCAGAUGGCUAGAAUAAUACCUCUCACGGAAGCCACGGCGUGCCUUCGUCGCACCGCCGAUAUUGCCGCUGACCAGUCUUGCUGUGUGGCUUCCCCUCAUGCUGCCCGUUCGCCCCACCCACCCCAUAACGUACCAUCAUGUCGACUAGAGCAGCACUCUCUUACCUCUAUAAAAGCAUCGCAUCAGUCUCCAUCAUCCCAAGCAGCGGUUUUUCAGAACGUCUCUUAUUGAACAAUCGUCUUUAUUCUAGGCUCGAUCAUCGCACAUCGUCGCACAUCGUCGCAUCUUGCCUCGCAUCAUCCAACAAUGACAACGACGGCUCUUCGCCACAUUCUCGCCGCGUCGCUGCUCGCUCUCCUCGUCGUCUCCUGCGCCGCUCGCGGCGGCGGCGGUGGGCGCGAGGGCGGCGGAGGGCGCGGCGGAGGCGGGGGCGGAGGCGGACACGGUGGUGGAGGCGGCGAGUUUGGCGGAGGCUUCUUUGGCGGCGGUCGGCGCAAGGGCAGUAGGGGUCUGGGCACUCGCGUGGGAGCCCUGUAUGCGAGGCUGAACGGCACGGAGACGACUGUGGCUGGAGAUGUGAAUGCCACGGGGGUCAUCUCCCUCGCUGUCUUCCAGAGCGGCAGCGACUACAACAUCCGCUACGGAGCCAGCAUCCGCCUCACCGCCCCAGGCGCACCUCUCUCCAUCGCCAUCAGCACAGGCGCCGCCGGUGCUGCCGAUGGUGCUGCGGCCAUUCUUGAGUUCUCCGCAACCGAAGCCGCCUGGACCAACAUGACGUGGAACGGCACCCGCAGGGACGCCCGCGGCCGCAAGCGCACUGCUCCCGUUCCCAAGUACUUUGGUUUCUUCCGCCCGUCGGUUCGCACGGGUUAUGUGUACGGGUUCUCUGGGGUGUGGUACAAUGCGACGCAGUACAGUAACGCGGCUGGGCAGAGUUAUUUCGAGGUGGCGAAUCUGCUCCUGGCGAAUCCGAGUGGGUACUAUGGGAUUGUGAAGACUGAGACGUUUGCAGAUGGAGCUGCUCGCGGGCAGUUUGCAAAUUUCACCCGCCCGACCCCCGACGCAUACUGGCAGCGCAACUAGGCGAGGGAUUGGAUUGGAGUAUUAUGAUACCUAUACUCGGGUGGAGGCAGAAUUGCAAUGCCACGGAGCUACCGGUAGGAAUCUAGAGACGGAGUUUUGAGCUGGAGAGUGUCACUGUGUAUGCACCAUUUGAGUAAAGCUGUCCCCAACAGUCAUCAU
Messenger RNA from Closterium sp. NIES-67, 1504 nucleotides. The record is from the annotation of a GenBank genome assembly. Lineage: Eukaryota; Viridiplantae; Streptophyta; Zygnematophyceae; Desmidiales; Closteriaceae.